Messenger RNA from Suillus subaureus, 738 nucleotides. Its product is annotated as transcription initiation factor IID, 18kD subunit-domain-containing protein. Lineage: Eukaryota; Fungi; Basidiomycota; Agaricomycetes; Boletales; Suillaceae. Gene Ontology annotation, biological process: RNA polymerase II preinitiation complex assembly; transcription by RNA polymerase II. Gene Ontology annotation, cellular component: transcription factor TFIID complex. The transcript has 3 exons. Gene Ontology annotation, molecular function: protein heterodimerization activity. Bases 39 to 716 code for a protein of 225 amino acids. The record is from RefSeq and is a predicted model, not a curated record.
UGUCCUUUGCAUCUUCGACUUGUAAACAAACGCGUUCAAUGUUCAUGUCGUACUCACAUUACCAGCCAGGGCAGCAUCCAGCGGGAACAACAUAUCCUUAUUAUCACCCAGGUGCACCAGGCGCAUAUGCUCACCCUCAGACUCCGGGUUAUCCAGCCUACCACCAAGGCUACGCCACAGGUGUGACUGGCUACGGUGCAUGGCCAUAUCCAUACACCUAUAUCCCACAGCAGCCUGCACAAGCUCCCUCUCAACAGGCAGUGCGGCCCACAGUACAGACAACGGCGCCGCCAGCUGCGACACCCAUCCCCACUCCAGUCGCUGCCACUCCGAAGACGACCACAUUUACGUCCUAUACCCCAACCUAUGCCCGAGAAACUGCUCCUGCUGCCACUGCAGGGAGGUACUGGGCGAGCCAGAUUUCUCCAGUGAAAAACCUCAUGUAUGGUUUCGGCGAUGAUCGGAAUCCUGCCAACGACACAGUGAAUGUCAUGGAAGAAAUACUUGUCGAGUUCAUUGCAGAUAUUUGUCAAACUGCUGGUGGUCCACAACGGAAAACACGAUUGUCUAUUGAAGAUCUUCGUCGAGCUUUGUCGAGGUUAGCAGAUGCGAAAAAGCUGGCUCGUAUGGAAGAAUUGUUAUUUAUGCAGGAGGAUAUCAAACGUGCUCGGGCUCAGUUCGAGGAAUCCGACAUCACGCAGUCAAAGGAGUACUAGGAGAAUUACUUUAGUAGCACUG